GCCGUCUGCGGCAGCCCGAGGCGGAGACGUGGAACAAGGCUAGGCCGGCGUCGGGGAGAGCCUCAGUCUUCUCCGGGAGCCCCUGCUCUCGGAGUCUCCUCUUCCUGCCCCUCCUGCGGUCAGGAAACGCGGCGCCGUCUGGCCCGGCGCGGCCGCCGUAGCGUCCCCGUUGCCAUGGCUCCCGAGACUCCGAGUGCAGGUGCAGACGCUUAACAGGGAAGCUUGACGGGAGUUCCCGAGAGUCGGGGUCGACUUCACGGGACCGCGAAACCGAGAGGCGACAUGGGCCGUAUCACAGAAGAUCUUAUCAGACGGAAUGCAGAACACAAUGACUGUGUAAUUUUUUCCCUGGAGGAACUCUCCUUGCAUCAGCAAGAAAUAGAGAGACUGGAACAUAUUGACAAAUGGUGCCGGGAUUUAAAAAUCCUCUAUCUUCAAAAUAAUCUCAUUGGAAAAAUUGAAAAUGUUAGCAAACUCAAGAAACUUGAAUAUUUGAAUUUAGCUUUAAACAACAUUGAAAAAAUUGAAAAUUUGGAAGGAUGUGAAGAGCUGACAAAACUUGACUUGACCGUCAAUUUCAUUGGCGAGCUGAGCAGCAUUGAAACCCUCCAGCACAACGUCCACCUAAAGGAGCUGUUCCUCAUAGGCAACCCGUGUGCUGACUUUGAUGGCUACCGGCAGUUCGUGGUGGCCACCCUUCCGCAGUUAAAGUGGUUGGAUGGUAGAGAAAUAGAGCGUUCAGAAAGGAUUCAGGCAUUGCAGAAUUUUCCAGUAAUUGAACAACAAAUCAAAGAGCAGGAGAAAGCUUACUGCCUCAAACGCACCAAAGACAAGGAAGAGGCUCAGAGGAAACUGCAAGAGGAGGAUAAAAAUGAAGACAAGAAGGAGAGAAGCCAUCCAGACUUUGAGAAACACUGGUACCCAGACAUCAAUGCUUCUCGCCCACUGUCUGUAGAGAGUGAAGACCUCCAGGCACCAGAAAUGCAAGAAGAGGAAUGCAGCAAAAAGGAAUCAGAGGUCAGCAAAGAUGACCUGGAAUUCUGGAAUAAGCCCUCUCUGUUUACUCCUGAAUCUAGAUUGGAAACUCUCAGACAUAUGGAAAAACAACGGAAAGCCCAAGAAAAAUCCAGUGAAAAAAAGAAGAAAGUGAAACCACCCAGGAUUUUGGUCACCAAAGAUGGGAAAGCUCUGAAUGUAAAUGUGCCCAAACUUGCCUUCUCUUUGAAAGAUGAUGAAAAACGUAACCAGAUCAUCCUGGACCUUGCUGUCUACAGGUAUAUGGAUACAUCUUUAAUUGAUGUAGAUGUGCAGCCGACUUACGUGAGAGUAAUGGUCAAAGGGAAGCCAUUUCAGCUGGUUCUUCCUGCAGAAGUCAAGCCUGACAGCAGCUCUGCUAAAAGAUCUCAGACAACAGGACAUUUGGUGAUCCACAUGCCCAAGGUAGACCAAGUAAUCACAGGUUGUGGACGAUCAUCAAAGCCUGUGAAAAGUACCUUGGACAGCAGCCAAGGGCACAAAAGCAAAAGAAGCAAGCAAAUUGAGAAGCUGGAAGUGGAUCCUAGCAAGCACUCCUUCCCCGACGUGGCUAACAUAGUUCAAGAGAAGAAACACAUGCCCAGAAGAAUUCGGUCUGAACCCAAAAUGAUACCAAGUGAGGAAGAUCCCGACUUUGAAGAUAAUCCUGAAGUGCCCCCAUUGAUUUGAACCGUCAGGCUGCAUUGGCUGUGACCUUCCAGACCCCGUUUUGCCCAGUGUGGACAGCAUGCAUAUCAUUUGUGGGGUAAACACGAAGUUAUCUUUCAAUAUCACUACUCCAAUGUUUUAACUCCUACCUUGUAUAUCUAUACUCUUAAACUAGUUUAAAAUUAAAAUGUGUACAAAUGCUAUAACUCAUUUGUUUAUAACAAAAGAUUGGCUAGUGAAAAUGUUCAGUAAACCUAGGACUAUUACAUAAAAAUGUUGAUGAUGAAUCAUAAAAGUGCCUGCUUAUGCAGAUAGAUGAAGUCAUAGAUAGAGGACUGAUGAUUGGCACCUCGGCAAACUGGUCAAGGUCGGAAGUUAAAGCCGUCCUUUCAGAUCAAAUUGGAAUGCUUUAGUAUGAUUUUAAGCAAUGUUUCAAUUUUUUCCUCAUGAUGUGUCUGCUUUUUCUGGUGACAUGGGAUAGAGGGAAGAAGAUGAGUUUUGAAAUGAGACACCCGGAGCUUGGAUUCCAGCUCAGUCACUUUGUAAAGAACUUCAGCAAGUCCUUGAACUUCUCUGAGCACUGGGAGCUUUAUCUAUGACUGGGGAAUGAUAAUACUUACCUUAUAUGUAGGUUUGUCUCAAGAGAAACAGCCUAAAGCGCGCAUUACAGUGUGAGUGCCCAGUGUGGUCUCCCCCCGUCCUCCCCUCCCUGGGACGCUACCCUGGGACGUGGCCCUCUCCC
Messenger RNA from Manis pentadactyla (Chinese pangolin), 2425 nucleotides. It is a transcript of the gene DNAAF11, whose product is annotated as dynein axonemal assembly factor 11. The record is from RefSeq and is a predicted model, not a curated record. Bases 283 to 1704 code for a protein of 473 amino acids. Gene Ontology annotation, cellular component: cytoplasm. Gene Ontology annotation, biological process: outer dynein arm assembly. The transcript has 12 exons. NCBI's taxonomy places the organism in Eukaryota, Metazoa, Chordata, Mammalia, Pholidota, Manidae. Gene Ontology annotation, molecular function: protein binding.